Nelumbo nucifera (sacred lotus) is the source of this 1093-nucleotide messenger RNA. RefSeq names its product vacuolar protein sorting-associated protein 2 homolog 1-like. The record is from RefSeq and is a predicted model, not a curated record. NCBI's taxonomy places the organism in Eukaryota, Viridiplantae, Streptophyta, Magnoliopsida, Proteales, Nelumbonaceae. Gene Ontology annotation, biological process: vacuolar transport.
AUUUUACCGUUUCAGCGCACCAAAAGAAAGACUACAUUGUGGUCCCGGGAAACACAACCCAUCACGACUCCUAUCGUGCUCCCGAAUCCAGAAGGGUUCGAUGAUUCGCUCCAUCCUGGUUUUUUGACUUUAUUCUCCGUCCACGAUACCGCGUAAUAAACAGAAAAGAAAGUCGGAUGAUCGAAGCAACCAUCCUUUUUUGAAUUCCAUUGCAUGUAAGAGAGAGAGAGAGAGGGGAUUUGUUGGAAACGAGUGGAUCCGGUAGUGCGUUCUUAGAAUUGUAGAGCGAUGAGUUUCCUGUUCGGCAAGAGGAAGACCCCUGCAGAGCUUCUGCGGGAAAAUAAGAGAAUGCUAGACAAAUCAAUUAGAGAGAUAGAAAGGGAGAGACAAGGUCUACAAACUCAGGAGAAGAAGCUUAUCACAGAGAUAAAGAAAAGUGCCAAGCAAGGGCAAAUGGGAGCUGUUAGAAUCAUGGCAAAAGACCUCAUUAGAACACGACAUCAGAUAGAAAAGUUCUAUAAGCUUAAAUCACAACUUCAAGGUGUUGCCCUUAGAAUUCAGACAUUGAAAUCAACACAAGCAAUGGGGGAGGCCAUGAAAGGUGUCACAAAGGCAAUGGGGCAGAUGAAUAGACAGAUGAACUUGCCAUCAUUGCAGAGGAUAAUGCAAGAAUUUGAGAUGCAGAAUGAGAAGAUGGAAAUGGUGACAGAGGUAAUGGGAGAAGCCAUUGAUGAUGCUAUGGAAGGAGAUGAGGAAGAGGAAGAAACAGACGAGCUUGUGAAUCAGGUGCUUGACGAGAUAGGAAUCGACAUGAAUUCAGAGCUAUUAAAUGCACCCUCGGCAGCAGUGGCUGCACCCGCUGCAAAGACCAAGGUUCCCCAAGCUGAAUCAACGGGCAAUGAAGAUAGUGGGAUAGAUAAUGACCUACAAGCAAGGUUAGACAAUUUGAGAAGAAUGUAGAUCUUCUCAUAUAGUAUAUAGAUGCGAUAUCUGACUAAAGGAAUAUAUAAAAUGUGGCUUGUAAUAUUCUCGAAUUAUGUCUGAAUUCAAUAAUUUAGUUAAUAAAAUCAUGAAGUCUAUCUCUUUCUUUACA